Messenger RNA from Pan troglodytes (chimpanzee), 3566 nucleotides. It is a transcript of the gene GSG1L, whose product is annotated as GSG1 like. Lineage: Eukaryota; Metazoa; Chordata; Mammalia; Primates; Hominidae. The transcript is spliced from 7 exons. The record is from RefSeq and is a predicted model, not a curated record. The coding region runs from base 2167 to 3090 and encodes 307 amino acids. Gene Ontology annotation, cellular component: postsynaptic density membrane; plasma membrane.
GUAAUCCCAGUACUUUGGGAGGCCGAGGCGGGUGGAUCACCUGAGGUCAGGAGUUCAAGAGCAGCCUGGCCAAUAUGGUGAAACCCCGUCUCUACUAAAAAUACAAAAAUUAGCCGGGCAUGAUGGUGGGUGCCUGUAAUCCCAGCUAUUUGGGAGGCUGAGGCAGGAGAAUUGCUUGAACCUGGGAGGUGGAGGUUGCAGUGAACCGAGAUCGUGCCAUUGCACUCCAGCCUGGGCGACAGAGUGAGACUCCGUCUCAGAAACAAAAACAAAACAAACAAACGAACAAAAAAGAAGCCCUGCCCAACUUACUGGAGGGCGAGGGCUCCUGUGGGAAGAACUGAGGCACCCUGACCAGCGGCUGGUACCAGCUGCCAGAUCCACAGGUGAGGUCAUCAUUGUCACCCCACAGCCCCAGCCGAGCAUGGGGAGACUGCAGCACGUGAAUGACCCCAGGACAGAGGAGCAGGACUGCUUACAUUCCAGCCCACAGAAGAAGCAGGAGGAAUCGUAAUGGUCGCUUUAAGCCCCUAGGUUUUGGAAGUUUGUUAUGUAGCAAUGGACAAUUGUUAUAGCCAUCUCUUUUGCAUUCUUAGCUGUGACAUUUGGGUGGGAAUGACCCCUCACCCAGCUCCAGGCGUGGGUCCUGACUGGUGUAAAGAAAUGGAUGUCACUGUUGUGUGGUCAGAGCACCUCAUUCUCCCUGUCCACAGCGAGACGCCAGGAACCGUUUGCUUCUCCACCAUCUGAGAAAGAGAUGAGGUGCUGUGAGGAUGUGAGGUCAGGAAUCCAGGCGGCUGUUUUGUGCCGCGUGGGACCUCCAUGUGGAGCCAGAGGACAAAGGGAUGAAGUUAACACUGAAGAGAGUAAACCAGGAGGCCAGAGAGGACCCAGAUCUUUGACAGCUUUGAGAUGCUAGAUUCAGCCAUACCUCCAGCAAGAUCUCUCCCUGAGCUUUUCAGUUACAUAAACAAAUGACUGCCCUUUAGGUGGCUUCAGCCAGCCCUGAACGACACAUCUCUCUCCAAGAUGUGGCGUGAGCAUAUGCAGGAAUGUAUUUAUAGAUUUUCAUUUUCUUUCUUUCUUUUUUUUUGUGACAGGGUCUUGCUCUGUCAUCUAGGCUGGAGUGCAGUGGCCCCAUCAUAGCUCACUUCAGCCUCGACCUCCCAGAAUUAAGUGAUCCUCCUACCUUAGCCUCCCAAGCAGCUGGGACUACAGUCGUGUGCCACCAUGCCUGGCUAUUUUUAUUUUUACUUUUGUAGAGAUGGGGUUUUGCUACAUUGUCCAGGCUGGCCUGGAACUCCUGGGCUCAAGUGAUCCUUCCAUGUCAGCCUCCUGAGUAGCUGGGACUACAGGCUCGUGCCACCACACCCGGCUCUGUGAUGCUAUUUACCGAAGAAGAUCCCAAGCUCACAGUGCAGCCAGAUGUUUUUGUGAGUCUCAGCACUUUCUUCCCCCUUCCCCAUCACAUAGCGUAUCUUUUAUUAAAGUCUCUUUAACACAGUGGACACAUUUGGCCACUUCUGUUCCUUUUGUUUUGUCUUUUUUUUUUUUUUUUAAGAGAUGGUGUCUUGCUGUGUUGCCCAGGCUGGUCUCGAACUCCUGGGCUCAAGCGAUCUUCCUGCCUCGACCUCCCACAGUGCUGGGAUUACAGGGAUGAGCCACUGCGCCUGGCCCAUUUCAGCUCCUCAUUCCUUUUCAGCUCUCUUGAUCCCAUACACUUUGUUUUCAGAGAAGCUUUGGGGGUUCUAAUGGGAGAUGUCUCUAGCUCACUUCUUCCCAUCUUGCUGGCAUCCUGGCCUGGCUGAGCUGGAUGCCUGGGUCCACCGUAAUCCCCACCUGCUUCUUACCCCCAUUAGGACGGUGCCGUGCACAGGUGGGCAGGGAGAGGGCUUGUGAGAGAAAUAACUGGAACACAGAUGCCCACUGUAUCAGUUAGCUUUUGCUACAGAAAUGCUUCCUAGGAAAUGACCGCACACGUCACCCUAAAGCGACACUCAUUUAUUCUCAUAGUGGGUUGAUUGGUUGACUGACCUGGGCUGGACUUGGCAGGGAAGCUCUGCUGGUCUUGGCUGGGCUCAGCCAUGUGACUAGGGGUCAGGUGGGAAGGAAUUCAUCAAGGUCAUCCUUGUCCUGGGGCUAGUGGGAUGGCCGAGGUGUGUUCUUAUGGCCCAGCAGCCUCAUAUGAUUGGCAAAGCAAGUCACAUGGCAAUGGCUGGAGUGCAGAGGCAGGGACCCAGGCCCUGCUCACCGUGGAAGGGCUCUUGCAAAAUCACUUGGCAAAGGGCAGCCAGACACAGGAAGGGACACAGACCUGGGGCCAGCGACGUGACUGGGAGUAACCAUGCAUCUCAGUGGUGGUGCCCAAUCUCUCUCCCAACCACCCUAGGAGCAUUGGAGCUGGAACAAACAGCUGAGGUGGAAAGACCACAGAGUCAGUGGGGUGAAAAAUGUCGCAGCUUCAUUGACCUGGCCCCGGCGUCGGAGAAAGGGGUCCUGUGGCUGUCUGUGGUCUCCGAGGUGCUGUACAUUCUGCUGCUGGUGGUUGGCUUCAGCCUCAUGUGUCUCGAGCUCUUCCACUCCAGCAAUGUCAUCGACGGGCUCAAGCUCAAUGCCUUCGCGGCUGUCUUCACGGUGCUCUCAGGCCUCCUGGGAAUGGUCGCCCACAUGAUGUACACGCAGGUGUUCCAGGUCACCGUGAGCCUCGGUCCUGAAGACUGGAGACCCCAUUCCUGGGACUACGGGUGGUCCUUCUGCCUGGCGUGGGGCUCCUUUACCUGCUGCAUGGCAGCCUCUGUCACCACGCUCAACUCCUACACCAAGACGGUCAUUGAGUUCCGGCACAAGCGCAAGGUCUUUGAGCAGGGCUACCGGGAAGAGCCGACCUUCAUAGACCCUGAGGCCAUCAAGUACUUCCGGGAGAGGAUGGAGAAGAGGGACGGGAGUGAGGAGGACUUUCACUUAGACUGCCGCCACGAGAGAUACCCCGCCCGACACCAGCCACACAUGGCGGAUUCCUGGCCCCGGAGCUCCGCACAGGAAGCACCAGAGCUGAACCGACAGUGCUGGGUCUUGGGGCACUGGGUGUGACCAAGACCUCAACCUGGCCCGCGGACCUCAGGCCAUCGCUGGCACCAGCCCCUGCUGCAAGACCACCAGAGUGGUGCCCCCAGAACCCUGGCCUGUGUGCCGUGAACUCAGUCAGCCUGCGUGGGAGAUGCCAGGCCUGUCCUGCCCAUCGCUGCCUGGGUCCCAGGGCCUUGGAAAAGGGGCCAGGGCAGGCCCAAGGGAAUGCACAGGGCUGCACAGAGUGACUUUGGGACAGCAGCCCCGGACUCUUGCCAUCAUCACAUGAGACCUGCUGGGCACAGCUGCGAUGCCAGGAGACACAUGGCCACUGGCCACUGAAUGGCUGGCACCCACAAGCCAGUCAGGUGCCCAGAGGGGCAGAGCCCUUUGGGGGGCAGAGAGUGGCUUCCUGAAGGAGGGGGCAGUGGUGCAGGCACUGCAGGGGUGUCACACAGCAGGCACACAGCAGGGGCUCAAUAAAUGCUUGUUGAACUUGU